CGCAAUGUGUUAUUUGGCCUUCCUCUUUUUCGCUUCCCUUCAGGAUUCCAAGUUAGGGCUUGCCUCGUGAUGCAGUUUGACGAUUUGCGUAAUGUAUGGCCUAUCCAUUUCCAUCGUCUUUACCUAAUUUCUUCUUCAGCUGGAAGUUGGUUUGUUCUCUCCCACAGAAGGCUAUUGCUGAUGGUAUCCGGCCAAUGGAUGUUGAGUAUCUUGCGUAGACAGCUAUUUAUAAAUAAUUGUACCUUUUUGAUGAUGGUUGCAGUAGUUCUCCAAGUUUCAGCUCCGUACAGUAGAACUGCCUUGACGUUCGUAUUGAAGAUUCUGACUUCGAUAUUGGUUGGCAGUUGUUUUGAGUUCCAUAUAUUCUUCAAUAGUAGGAAUGCUGUCCUUGCUUUGCCAAUCCUCGCAUUUACGUCUGCAUCUGAGCCUCCUUGUCCAUCGACGACGCUUCCUAGGUAUUUGAAGGACUCUACAUCUUCCAGAGUUUCGCCAUCAAGAGUGAUUGGAUUGCUGUUCUCCGCUUUGAAUUUGAGAACCUUGGUUUUCCCCUUGUGUAUACUGAGGCCUACUGAUGCAGAGACUGCUGCUACACUGGCUGUCUUUAUCUGCAUCUGUUCGUGUGUACGUGAUAGGAGGGCUAGAUCAUCUGCAAAGUCCAAAUCGUCUAAUUGAUUCUAAGCUGUCCAUUGUAUUCCGUGUUUUCCCUCAGAUGUCGAGGUUUUCAUAAUCCAGUCGACCACCAGAAGAAAGAGAAAGGGAGAGAGUAAACAGUCUUGUCUGACUCCGGUCCUUACUUGGAAUGCAUCUGUCAGCUGUCCUUCAUGCACUACUUUGCACUGUAGUCCGUCGUAUGAGUCCCAGAUAAUGUUGACAUUCUUCUCAGGAACUCCGUAGUGUCGAAGAAGUUUCCAUAACGU
Schistosoma curassoni is the source of this 917-nucleotide messenger RNA. The record is from the annotation of a GenBank genome assembly. Lineage: Eukaryota; Metazoa; Platyhelminthes; Trematoda; Strigeidida; Schistosomatidae.